GCAACGGGAAAAGCCGCGUCCGCUGCUGCGGUUCACGCGGAACUUGACAAGAGACACAAACAAACAAACAAACGCGCGUCAACAAAUGUCAACAAGCAAUCAGACGGCUUUGAAGCCGCGGCGGCCGCGUUAGCGAUGUGAAUAAGAAGAAAGCGCGGGGUUAGAUGUUGAUAAAUAUUAAUGCGGGUCGAGAUGAUGGAGAGAGCCGUCGCUCAGGGGUCGAGCUCUGACCCCGAGGGGAAGACGAAGAAGAUGACGAAGAAGGCGGCGGCGAUGAGGAGGAGGAGGAGGAAAGGGGCGGCGAGGGACGAGGUGAGGGACGAGGUGAAGGUCGAGGUGAGGGACGAGGUGGUGGUGGUGGAGGCGGUGAAGGUGGCGGAGGGGAUGAAGAUACAGCAGCUGAGGGCGGUGAUGGCUGACGAGGUGAAGGAGGUGAAGGAGAACGCGACGAGGAGGAGGAGGAGAAGGAGAGACGCGGGGAAAUUGCAUAGCAGCAGCGGAAGCAGCGAGCAGGAGCGCGGCCCAGCGCCGGCCGCCGCCACCACGGCGGCGCCGGGCACCGGCGAUGCGAGCCUGCGCUGGGAGGGCGCGCUGCCCGACCCGGCCGCCGAGGAGGAGCGCAUGCGGCUCUACCGGCUGCGGCGGCGCGAGCGCUACCUGACGGCGCGCCGGGACCUGUGCCGCCGCCUCAACCUGCCGCCGGCGCUCGCCGAGCCCGACCGCGACUCGCCGCCCGCUGCCGCGCCACGCGUCGGACGGCCCCUACGUCCUCACCGCGGACGAGUACUCUGGCCUGCUGCUCCUGCGGCGGAGAAGUCGGCGGGGCGAGGCGGUGGGCGCCGCGCCGGUGCCGUGGCACCAUCGCCAGGUGGAGCGGCUCGCCGUGCGCAUCGCAGAGUUGCCGCCCGUCGGCGCGGAGGUCGGCCCCGCCGCCGUGUGAGCGCCUGCUGUGCGAAAAGGCCGGAGGGACCGCAGCGGUUCCUCGUGAGAACCGUUGUUCGGGGGCCUGUUAGCUGGGCACGGGGGCAGUUGUGCACGCCUAUAAGUUGAGAUUUGGAGGUUGUGGUUUAUAAGUUGUGCCGGGAUCUUAUUCGUAAAAGACCCACCUGCUGGGCGGGGGGUUGUGUAGCAAGUAGGUGGCUUAGCUGUCUGUGGAUUUCUUUUUUAUUUUCCGCCCGUAUGAGUGGGUUUUCUCUCACUCGCAAAAUUACUGAAAUGGGAUUUGCCCAAAUCAUCCGUAGCGAGAACCUCCUCAAGAGAACCGAACCUCAUUGAGGAUUUAACGGGCAAGUGCAUUUAACUGAUCGUAGUUUUGGCCACAGCCCCAUUGCUAUUUUAACGCUGACCCCGUUUAGCAGCCUGCUUUCCAAGCAAGGCGGAUUGUUUUCCCUCAUGGAUGUGAAGAUGUGUACCACCUCGUCAGUUGGAUCUGCAAUGGACUGAUUCGUAUGAUGUUCCAAAAAGUCGUUUCCCCAUUCUCCUUUGGAAUGUUGCACCGAACGCUCCGGCUGUGCAAAGUGCACCGAAUAUUGUCGAUGCAUUGUUUACGGCGCAAGGUCCCAAACUCCGAUCCUCACAACCCACUCAAGUCUUCCCAGUCUUCUCCAUUCAAGUAUAAAUUAGGUUGUUGCACACUGCACACACCAAGAUGAUUUCUAAGCACAUCAACAAAUGUUACAUUCCACUGGCACAAAUCUAAGUCAUUUCAUCAUUAGACCUCCUUUGCCAGUACCCAAAUAUAAUAAUAGGGGUUUCCCCCUUGUUUCUAGCAACAAAACUGAAACCUUUUUACAAGGAUUUA
This is a messenger RNA of Lethenteron reissneri (Far Eastern brook lamprey), 1801 nucleotides long. It is a transcript of the gene LIAT1, whose product is annotated as ligand of ATE1. Gene Ontology annotation, biological process: protein arginylation. NCBI's taxonomy places the organism in Eukaryota, Metazoa, Chordata, Hyperoartia, Petromyzontiformes, Petromyzontidae. The record is from RefSeq and is a predicted model, not a curated record.